AUGGAUGAGACACCAAAGCCACUCACAUUGUUCCAGCCGCCCUCGCCGGCCGAGGCAAAGCGCAUUGCGAGACAGCAUGCGGCUUUUGGUCCACUCGGCUCAAAACAACACCUCUACUCAUCACGCUUUGUUGGCACUGAGUUUCCGGAGCCUAUCGAAGAUGAGCCGCCGUAUUAUUACUUGAUCACGACCUACAUCUCAUACCUCAUCCUCAUCAUUUUCGGUCACGUCCGCGACUUCUUCGGCAAGAAGUUCAAGCCCGAGCAAUACAAGCAAUUACGAGAAUACGACGGAUAUGCUCCUUUGAACUCUGAUUUCGACAACUUUUACAUUCGUCGACUGCAGCUGAGAAUCAACGACUGUUUCAGGCGACCGGUCACUGGCGUUCCAGGCCGUUUCAUCACACUGCUCGACCGCACCAGUGACGACUUCAACCUCUCCUUCAAGCUCACUGGCACAACGACCCAGACGCUUAACCUGUCCUCGUACAACUAUCUGGGAUUCGCACAGGCAGAGGGCGAGUGUGCCGACACUGCCGAGUUGGCUGUCAAGAAAUACGGUAUUUCAUACUGCUCCCCUCGUGGAGACGUCGGCACUAGCGACUUGCACAACGAGGUCGAAACCCUUGUUGCCAGCUUCAUCGGCAAAGAAGCAGCUACCAUUUACUCCAUGGGCUUCGUGACCAACGCCACCAUCUUCCCUGCUCUGGUCGGUAAAGGCUGUCUUUUGAUCUCAGAUCAGCUCAACCACGCGUCGAUUCGUUACGGUGCACGCUUGUGCGGUGCUGUUAUCGACAUGUUCAAGCACAACGACAUGCAAGACCUGGAACGUCUUCUGCGUGAACGGAUCUCUCAAGGUCAACCGCGGACACACCGUCCCUGGAGAAAGAUCCUGGUCGCCGUCGAAGGUCUGUACAGCAUGGAGGGUAACAUGUGCAACCUUCCCGGCCUCGUCGCAUUGAAGAAGAAGUACAAGUUCGCUCUCUACGUCGACGAAGCCCACUCCAUUGGCGCUCUUGGUCCUCGUGGACGUGGUGUUUGCGACUACUUUGGCAUUGACCCGUCUGAGAUUGAUAUCCUCAUGGGUACCUUUACCAAGUCCUUCGGUGCCAACGGUGGUUAUAUUGCUAGCAGCAAGGCUCUCAUCGACAAAAUUCGUGUUACCAACGCAGGAACAAUCUUCGGUGAAACUCCUACACCCGCCGUGCUUGCUCAAAUCAGCUCCAGUCUGCGCAUCAUCGCUGGCGAAAUCGUCCCGGAUCAAGGUGAAGAGCGUCUGCAACGUCUCGCCUUUAACAGCCGUUACCUCCGCCUUGGAUUGAAGCGACUCGGUUUCAUCGUCUACGGUCAUGACGACAGCCCGAUCGUUCCUGUCUUGCUCUACCACCCCGCCAAGAUUCCCGCCUUCUCCCACGAGAUGCUGAAGCGCAAGAUUGCUGUUGUAGUCGUGGGCUACCCGGCAACACCUCUCAUCUCCUCGCGUGCCCGCUUCUGUGUCAGCGCUGCUCACACUAAAGAUGAUCUCGACCGUGUCCUCGCCGCCUGUGACGAGGCUGGUGACGUUCUUCAGCUCAAAUUCAGCUCUGGCAUUGCAGGAGGUCAAGUACCAAAGCCCGACGGAUCGGACAAUGACAAGGAGGUCGAGGUUCGCUCUUGCCUCGAGGGCAAUGGCGAGCCCGCUCUCAUCGCCCCUCGAUGGAAGCUCGAUGAGGUCCUCCGUCGCGGUGUCAAGGACGUCAAACAACCUCUCUGUUAG
Messenger RNA from Dissoconium aciculare CBS 342.82, 1755 nucleotides. Its product is annotated as serine palmitoyl transferase subunit 2. The coding region runs from base 1 to 1755 and encodes 584 amino acids. Gene Ontology annotation, molecular function: serine C-palmitoyltransferase activity; pyridoxal phosphate binding. Gene Ontology annotation, biological process: sphingosine biosynthetic process; ceramide biosynthetic process. The record is from RefSeq and is a predicted model, not a curated record. The transcript has a single exon. NCBI's taxonomy places the organism in Eukaryota, Fungi, Ascomycota, Dothideomycetes, Mycosphaerellales, Dissoconiaceae. Gene Ontology annotation, cellular component: serine palmitoyltransferase complex.